Molecule: messenger RNA, 1728 nt
Organism: Theobroma umbraticum
Lineage: Eukaryota; Viridiplantae; Streptophyta; Magnoliopsida; Malvales; Malvaceae
Product: putative pentatricopeptide repeat-containing protein At3g23330
Biological process (GO): RNA modification
Molecular function (GO): RNA binding; protein binding
Source: RefSeq, a predicted model, not a curated record
AUGAGAGAAGCCAACUACCAAAUUUUGUACAUCAAGAAAAGGAAAAUUUCCCUUCUAACUGUAAUAACGGCUGAUUGGUUAAAUGACCAACCUACCCUUUUGGAAGAAGCUUCAUCCUCAUUGAGAAAUGCUGAAUUUGGUAGACAAAUUCAUGCCCACUUGGCAAAAUCUGGUUGGCUUUCGAGUGUCUUUGUGGGCAGUGCUCUUGUUGAUUUGUAUGCGAAAUUGUCACUUAUUGCUGAUGCAGCUGUGCUGUUUGAUGAAAUUCCUGUGAAGAACUCUGUUUGUGCAAAUGCGCUUUUAUCGGGAUUUUGUGAGGCUAAGUUGUGGGUUGAGGGACUUGAACUAGUUAGGAAGAUGCCUCAAUUGAAUUUGGAUUAUGAUCAUUUCACAUUAUCAGCUAUUUUACGUGCAUGUGCAGGGCUUUCGUCCAUUGAAUUGGGGAGGCAGGUGCAUGCAUAUUUGAUCCGUAAAUUAUAUAACUUGGGGGAUGAUGUGUUUUUGCAAAGCUCAUUAACUGAGAUGUAUGCAAAAUGUGGGUUGGUGGUCAAGGCUUUGCAAGUUUUCAGUUUGGCAGGGCUAAGAUUGAGUGGGGAGAAAAGGAGGGAUAUUGUUCUGUGGACUUCAAUGCUUGGUGUGUAUGGAAGAAAUGGCCAUUUUGAAGAAGUGAUUUUGUUAUUUAAAGAAAUGUUGAAGGAAGGGAUCAAACCAGAUGAGGUGGCAUUUGUGACAGUCAUCUCGGCUUGUGGUCACACUGGUCAAAUAAGACUAGGUCUUGAGUAUUUUGAUUCCAUGACUCACGUUUACAAGUUGAUUCCUGGCCCAGAGCACUACAGUUGUGUGGUUGAUUUACUAUGUAGGGCUGGUGAGUUGGAGAAGGCUUGGAAGGUGGUCAAUGAGAUGCUCCAGAAAGGUCACAGCAAUGGCAGUAUUUCCUUGUGGGGAGCACUGCUCAGUGCUUGCAAUGACCAUGAAAAUGUUGAGUUGGGUAAGUUUGCCGCUAAAAAGGCACUUGAGUUGGAUCCCCAGAAUGUUGGAAUUUAUGUUAAGCUAUCUAAUUUAUAUGCUAGAUUUGGAAUGUGGGAUGAGAUUGGCCAGUUAAGAGAGUUGAUGAACCAAAGAGGAUUAAAGAAAGAUGUUGCCUUUAGUUGGAUUGAAGUCACUAGUUGAAUGGAGCAGAAAUUUAAUUCUCAGAAUGAAACAUAUAGGACGAUGACGGUGUUAUAUAAAUAGAUGAGAUUCUGAAGCAUACAGUUCACCAAAUUGACCAUAACACAGAUUCUGUAUCUAUCAUCCUUGUGAUCUGUCUGAUAACUCUUGAAAUGUCAAUGGGAAACGGUGGCAAGGGACAAAUCAAACAGCUUUGGAGGUGAUUAUGUUCAUGUUAGCAAAGGGAAGUGCAUCAUCUUCACUUUGGUGGUUUUGAUAAUUGGUCAAGUAGCUGUUUAAGUGAGGACUCAUACCUUGAAUAUGUAUACUUCAGAGAAAAAAAUGGAAAAGGAAACGCAGACCUUGAAGACUUUUGUUUCUUAAUAUAGAUUACUCUCUAAGAAACUCUUACAGUUGCAUGGUAUCAUUGGCAUGGCUUUACAAGCUGAAAUGAAUGUAUCACUGCAUCUACUUUGCAAUUUGAACUCUAUGCCUUUCUUUUUUCUUUUGAAAGAUGCUAAGGCAGUACAUGUAUGGUUUAACAAAAUACUUUCAGAAAUAAAUGUAACUUUAUGUCAA